This is a messenger RNA of Zygosaccharomyces rouxii, 1059 nucleotides long. It is a transcript of the gene RRD2, whose product is annotated as peptidylprolyl isomerase RRD2. The record is from RefSeq and is a predicted model, not a curated record. Gene Ontology annotation, cellular component: protein phosphatase type 2A complex; nucleus; cytoplasm. Gene Ontology annotation, molecular function: peptidyl-prolyl cis-trans isomerase activity; protein tyrosine phosphatase activator activity. Bases 1 to 1059 code for a protein of 352 amino acids. Gene Ontology annotation, biological process: mitotic spindle organization. The transcript has a single exon. Lineage: Eukaryota; Fungi; Ascomycota; Saccharomycetes; Saccharomycetales; Saccharomycetaceae.
AUGAUACCUGAAAAAAGACUGACAACUAAUAAGGAUAUGAAAAUAUGGAUGGAUUCCACCACAAUGGAUUCUUUGGUGGAAUUUGUCACAAUUUUGGCAGAUUCGGUUAGAGGUCGUGAGAAUACUGCUUACAAAGAACCUAUUAGUAAAGAUAUGGAACCUACAAUGCAACUGCUAAAGAAAGUUAACGACUUAAUAGAUAAGUAUCCGGUGAUUCAGGAUGCUAAUACCUCUAGGUUUGGUAAAGUGGAAUUUAGAGAUUUUUAUGAUGAUUUACAAACACACGCCGAGGAGUUGGUAGCCACCACAUAUCCAAGCUUAAAUAAGGAUCAAGUUGAAGAACUAGCAGUAUAUCUAUAUGAAUCUUGGGGCAAUAAAAGGAGAAUAGAUUAUGGUUCAGGUCAUGAAUUAAAUUUUGUUUGUUUUAUCUACGGACUUUACGUUUACAAAGUGUUUGAUUUGGAAAGGGAUGCCGCCGAUUUGGUUUUAAAGGUAUUUGUCGAAUAUUUGAGGAUUAUGAGGAUUUUAGAGACUAAAUACUGGUUAGAGCCUGCAGGGUCCCACGGUGUUUGGGGGCUUGAUGAUUAUCAUUUUCUACCAUUUUUGUUUGGAGCCCAUCAACUGGCUACACAUCCUCAUUUAAGACCCAAAUCGAUUCAUAAUGAGGAGGUUGUCGAAAUGUUCAUGGAUAAAUACAUAUAUUUUGGUUGCAUUGCAUUUAUUAACUCUGUUAAGAGUACAGCAUCACUAAGAUGGCAUUCCCCCAUGUUAGAUGACAUUAGCGGCGUGAAGACUUGGGCAAAAGUGGCAGAAGGUAUGAUUAAAAUGUACAAGGCAGAGGUACUAAGUAAGUUACCUAUCAUGCAGCAUUUUUACUUCGGCAACAUCUUGCCCUGUCCUGAAGGUAUAUCACCCCCAAAAGGAGAUCAUGGUCGGGAUCUCUGUGAAGAAGGCCAUGUACAUAACACUUGGGGCGAUUGCUGUGGGAUUAAGAUACCUAGUGCUGUAGCUGCUCAUGAAGCUGCCAAACAAAACCGUAACAUCAUACCUUUUGACUAA